Messenger RNA from Elephantulus edwardii (Cape elephant shrew), 1061 nucleotides. It is a transcript of the gene EI24, whose product is annotated as etoposide induced 2.4. Gene Ontology annotation, biological process: macroautophagy. Gene Ontology annotation, cellular component: endoplasmic reticulum. The transcript is spliced from 10 exons. The coding region runs from base 211 to 999 and encodes 262 amino acids. NCBI's taxonomy places the organism in Eukaryota, Metazoa, Chordata, Mammalia, Macroscelidea, Macroscelididae. The record is from RefSeq and is a predicted model, not a curated record.
GCCCCCGCCCGGCGUGCCCGGGAUCCGCGCGGCGCGGGCAUGCCCAGUGCGGGCACAGCUGCCCCGGCGUGGGAGCGCCGAGCCGAGAGGGCCCUUGGCGGGCGAGGGCCGGGGCCGCGGCGGCAGCGGAGCUGCCUGGCCCUUCAUGAUGAGAGGUUCUGAGGUGCUUCUCUCUUUUUCUGUGUAGUUGGUAUAUUGGAAGGUGAAGAGAUGGCUGACAGUGUCAAAACCUUCCUCCAGGACCUGGCCAGGGGCAUCAAAGACUCCAUCUGGGGUAUCUGUACCAUCUCAAAGCUGGAUGCUCGAAUACAGCAGAAGAGGGAAGAGCAGCGACGGAGACGGGCCAGCAGCGUCCUUGCGCAGAGGAGAACACAGAGUGUAGAGCGGAAGCAGGAGAGUGAACCACGUAUUAUUAGUAGGAUUAUCCUGUGCUGUGCCUGGAAUGGAGGCGUAUUCUGGUUUAGUCUCAUGCUGUUUUACCGAGUGUUUAUUCCUGUGCUUCAGUCAGUGACAGCGCAAAUUAUUGGUGAUCCGUUACUACAUGGAGAUGUUUGGUCAUGGCUGGAAUUCCUCCUCACGUCAAUUUUCAGUGCUCUCUGGGUGCUUCCCCUGUUUGUGCUGAGCAAAGUUGUCAAUGCCAUUUGGUUCCAAGAUAUAGCUGAUCUGGCAUUUGAAGUAUCAGGAAGGAAGCCGCACCCAUUCCCUAGUGUCAGUAAAAUAAUUGCUGAUAUGCUCUUCAACCUUUUGUUGCAAGCUCUUUUCCUUUUCCAGGGGAUGUUUGUGAGUCUCUUCCCCAUCCAUCUCGUUGGUCAACUGGUUAGCCUCCUGCAUAUGUCCCUUCUCUAUUCACUUUACUGCUUUGAAUAUCGCUGGUUUAAUAAAGUGGCUGCCUCUUCUCCAUCCUCUUUCCUUUAUUCAUUAUCAGCGCUAAUGAGGCAAAGACUCCCGGCAAAGCAUACCUUUUUCAGUUGCGCCUCUUCUCCUUGGUGGUCUUCUUAAGCAACAGACUUUUCCACAAGACAGUCUACCUGCAGUCAGCUCUGAGCAGCUCAGCCUCUGCA